Messenger RNA from Erinaceus europaeus (western European hedgehog), 4489 nucleotides. RefSeq names its product high density lipoprotein binding protein (gene HDLBP). The coding region runs from base 240 to 4046 and encodes 1268 amino acids. The record is from RefSeq and is a predicted model, not a curated record. Gene Ontology annotation, molecular function: mRNA binding. The transcript is spliced from 28 exons. Lineage: Eukaryota; Metazoa; Chordata; Mammalia; Eulipotyphla; Erinaceidae. Gene Ontology annotation, cellular component: nucleus; cytoplasm.
CGGUUGGCCAUAUAGAGGCCGGGGGCGGGGGGAGGUCAGGCGUCACCUCGGCUCCUUUACCAAGAUGGCGGCUCGCCCGCGUCCCGCCACGGCGCCCACCUUAUGAGCUCGGUUUCCUCCCGCUGAUAAGAGUGGAGCGGCCGAAGCUGGCAGGCUAGCGGGCGGCCUCAGGACGGACUCCCUGGCUACUGACCAUUUUGCCGUGGCUCCCCGGAUUGUGUGCACACGCGAGAUCAACCAUGAGCUCCGUCGCAGUUUUGACCCAAGAGAGCUUUGCUGAACACCGAAGUGGGCUGGUGCCGCAACAGAUCAAAGUUGCCACUUUAAAUUCCGAAGAGGAGAGCGACCCCCCCACCUACAAGGAUGCCUUCCCCCCGCUCCCCGAGAAAGCUGCUUGUCUGGAGAGUGUCCAGGAGCCUGCGGGCGCCUGGGGCAACAAGAUCAGGCCCAUCAAGGCCUCCAUCAUCACUCAGGUGUUCCACGUGCCCCUGGAGGAGAGGAAGUACAAGGACAUGAACCAGUUUGGAGAGGGUGAGCAGGCCAAGGUCUGCCUGGAGAUCAUGCAGCGGACGGGCGCCCACCUGGAGCUGUCCCUCGCCAAGGACCAGGGCCUGUCCAUCAUGGUCUCGGGCAAGCUGGAUGCUGUCAUGAAAGCCCGCAAGGACAUUGUUGCCCGGCUGCAGACUCAGGCCUCAGCGACUGUGACCAUCCCCAAAGAGCACCACCGCUUCGUCAUCGGCAAGAACGGCGAGAAACUGCAGGACCUGGAGCUGAAGACGGCCACCAAGAUCCAGAUCCCCCGGCCCGACGAUGCCAGCAGCCAGAUCCGAAUCACGGGCACCAAAGAGGGUAUCGACAAGGCCCGGCACGAGGUCCUGCUCAUCUCGGCUGAGCAGGACAAGCGCGCCGUGGAGAGGCUGGACGUGGAGAAGGCCUUCCACCCCUUCAUCUCGGGGCCCUACAACCGCCUGGUGGGCGAGAUCAUGCAGGACACGGGCACACGCAUCAACAUCCCCCCUCCCAGUGUCAACCGCACCGAGAUCGUCCUCACGGGCGAGAAGGAGCAGCUGGCGCAGGCCGUGGCCCGCAUCAGGAAGAUCUACGAGGAGAAGAAGAAGAAGACCACAACCAUCGCCGUGGAGGUGAAGAAGUCCCAGCACAAGUACGUCAUCGGGCCCAAGGGCAACUCACUGCAGGAGAUCCUGGAGAGGACGGGCGUGUCCGUGGAGAUCCCACCCUCCGACAGCGCCUCCGAGACCGUGAUCCUGCGCGGGGAGCCUGAGAAGCUCGGGCAGGCGCUGACGGAGGUCUACGCCAAGGCCAACAGCUUCACGGUCUCCUCCAUCACCGCCCCUUCCUGGCUCCACCGCUUCAUCAUCGGCAAGAAAGGGCAGAACCUGGCCAAGAUCACCCAGCAGAUGCCCAAGGUGCACAUAGAGUUCACGGAGGGCGAGGACAAGAUCACCCUGGAGGGCCCCACGGAGGACGUCAGCGUGGCCCAGGAGCAGAUCGAGGCCAUGGUGCAGGACCUGGUUAACCGAAUGGACUACGUGGAGAUCAACAUCGACCACAAGUUCCACAGACACCUCAUCGGGAAGAGCGGUGCCAACAUCAACAGAAUCAAGGACCAGUACAAGGUGUCCGUGCGCAUCCCCCCGGACAGCGAGAAGAGCAGCCUGAUCCGCAUCGAGGGCGACCCACAGGGCGUGCAGCAGGCCAAGCGGGAACUGCUGGAGCUGGCCGCGCGCAUGGAGAACGAGCGCACCAAGGACCUGCUCAUUGAGCAGAGGUUCCACCGCACCAUCAUCGGGCAGAAGGGUGAGCGCGUCCGUGAGAUCCGUGACAAGUUCCCGGAGGUUAUCAUCAACUUCCCAGACCCGGCGCAGAAGAGUGACGUCGUCCAGCUCAGGGGCCCCAAGAACGAAGUGGAGAAGUGUGCCAAGUACAUGCAGAAGAUGGUGGCCGACCUGGUGGAGAAUAGCUAUUCCAUCUCAGUCCCGAUCUUCAAGCAGUUCCACAAGAACAUCAUCGGGAAAGGAGGUGCAAACAUCAAGAAGAUCCGAGAGGAGAGCAACACCAAGAUUGACCUUCCGGCAGAGAACAGCAACUCCGAGACCAUCGUCAUCACCGGCAAGAGAGCCAACUGUGAGGCUGCCCGCAGCCGCAUCCUGUCCAUCCAGAAGGACCUGGCCAACAUCGCCGAGCUGGAGGUCUCCAUCCCCGCCAAGCUGCACAACGCUCUCAUCGGCACCAAGGGCCGCCUCAUCCGCUCCAUCAUGGAGGAGUGUGGCGGCGUCCACAUCCACUUCCCCGUGGAAGGUUCGGGAAGUGACACGGUUGUCAUCAGGGGUCCACUGUCGGACGUAGAGAAGGCCAAGAAGCAGCUCCUCCACCUGGCAGAGGAGAAGCAAACCAAGAGCUUCACUGUGGACAUCCGAGCCAAGCCCGAGUACCACAAGUUCCUCAUUGGCAAAGGCGGUGGCAAGAUCCGGAAGGUGCGGGACAGCACAGGUGCCCGCAUCAUCUUCCCCACGGCCGAGGACAAGGACCAGGACCUCAUCACUAUCGUGGGCAGAGAGGAUGCCGUCCGGGAGGCCCAGAAGGAGCUGGAGGCUCUGAUCCAGAGCCUGGACAACGUGGUGGAGGACUGCAUGCUGGUGGACCCCAGGCACCACCGGCACUUCGUCAUCCGGAGGGGUCAAGUGCUGCGGGAGAUCGCGGAGGAGUAUGGCGGCGUGAUGGUGAGCUUCCCGCGCUCCGGCACGCAGAGCGACAAGGUCACCCUCAAGGGCGCCAAGGACUGCGUGGAGGCCGCCAAGAAGCGCAUCCAGGAAAUCAUCGAGGACCUGGAAGCCCAGGUGACCAUCGAGUGUGCCAUUCCCCAGAAGUUCCACCGAUCCGUCAUGGGCCCCAAGGGCUCCCGGAUCCAGCAGAUCACUCGGGACCACAACGUGCAGAUCAAGUUCCCUGACAGAGAGGAGAAUCCAGUGCCAAGUGCAGAGCCGGCCGUGCAGGAGAACGGGGAGGACGGCGGGGAGGGCCGAGACACCAAAGAGGCUGAGCCGGGCUCUCCCAGGAGGUGCGACAUCAUCAUCAUCUCCGGCCGGAAGGAGAAGUGUGAGGCCGCCAAGGAGGCCCUGGAGGCGCUGGUCCCCGUCACCAUCGAGGUGGAGGUGCCUUUCGACCUGCAUCGAUACAUCAUCGGACAGAAGGGCAGCGGCAUCCGGAAGAUGAUGGACGCCUUCGAGGUGAACAUCCACGUCCCGGCCCCUGAGCUGCAGUCUGAGGUGAUCGCCAUCACAGGCCUGGCCGCCAACCUGGACCGAGCCAAGGCUGGGCUGCUGGAGCGCGUGAAGGAGCUGCAGGCGGAGCAGGAGGACCGGGCUCUGAGGAGCUUCAAGCUGAGUGUCACCGUGGACCCCAAGUACCACCCCAAGAUCAUCGGCAGGAAGGGCACUGUGAUCACCCAGAUCCGACUGGAGCACGACGUCAACAUCCAGUUCCCGGACAAGGAGGACGGCGGCCAGGCCCAGGACCAGAUCACCAUCACGGGCUACGAGAAGAACACAGAGGCUGCCCGGGACGCCAUCCUGAAGAUCGUGGGGGAGCUGGAGCAGAUGAUCUCGGAGGACGUGCCGCUGGACCACCGCGUGCACGCCCGCAUCAUCGGCGCCCGGGGCAAGGCCAUCCGCAAGAUCAUGGACGAGUUCAAAGUGGACAUCCGCUUCCCCCAGAGUGGGGCUCCAGACCCCAACUGCGUCACCGUGACGGGGCUCCCUGAGAAUGUGGAGGAGGCCAUCGACCACAUCCUCAACCUGGAGGAGGAAUAUCUGACCGACGUGGUGGACAGUGAGGCGCUGCAGGUGUACAUGAAGCCCCCGGCCCACGAGGAGGCCAAGGCCCCAUCCAAGGGCUUCGUGGUGCGUGAUGCCCCCUGGACCGCCAGCGGCAGCGAGAAGGCUCCUGAUAUGAGCAGCUCAGAGGAAUUCCCCAGCUUUGGGGCGCAGGUGGCCCCCAAGACCCUCCCCUGGGGCCCCAAACGAUAAUGACAGAAGACAGACACCUCACCAGCCUACUGGCCGAGCCCCACACACAGUUUGUCUCAGUGACCAGCGGCUGGACCCUCGCAAAUCGCCGACGCCCCCCUCCCGAGGUCUCGCAGUGAAGCUGGCCCAGCGUGGGGCCAGUCUCUGGCCUGCUCCUGCCCGUCUCGGGCCCGGCCGGCGUCCAGUCUGCCCUGUGACUGGUCUGCUCCCGGCCAGUGGGGCACCGGCGGCUCUGGGACGGCCCCGGGACAGCCCCGGGACAGCCCCCAGCUGCACUCUCUCACCAGGUAAUUGGACAUUUCACGACAUGACGCUCAGACUCUGCUUCCUGGUCCACCCAGCAUGUCCGAAAGGCCUCCACGCUGACAGUCCACAGCUGUGGCUGAGUCUACUUCCUGUGUCAUGACCUCAGGAAAUAAAUUUCCUUGACUUUAUAAAAGCCA